Molecule: messenger RNA, 1963 nt
Organism: Chenopodium quinoa (quinoa)
Lineage: Eukaryota; Viridiplantae; Streptophyta; Magnoliopsida; Caryophyllales; Amaranthaceae
Product: sphingolipid delta(4)-desaturase DES1-like
Exons: 2
Coding region: 58-1035 (325 amino acids)
Biological process (GO): ceramide biosynthetic process
Cellular component (GO): membrane
Molecular function (GO): sphingolipid delta-4 desaturase activity
Source: RefSeq, a predicted model, not a curated record
AUCAACAUAUUUUCAAAAAAUAAAUUCCAAUUCCCAAAAAAAAAAGGAAGGGGGGAGAUGGGGGCAGGAAGAGGGGAGGAGAAAGAAGGAACAAUGGCGGAAGAUUUCUUCUGGUCAUACACAGAUGAACCUCAUGCUUCUAGAAGGCGCCAGAUCCUCUCUCAAUACCCUCAAAUUAAAGAGCUUUUUGGCCCUGAUCCUUGGGCUUUUGCUAAGAUUACGAUGGUUGUGUUGACUCAGCUUGCAACUGCUACUCUACUUCACGAUGCAAGCUUUCUUAAAAUACUAGUAGUAGCAUACUUUUUUGGAUCAUUCCUUAACCACAACCUUUUCUUGGCCGUCCAUGAGCUCAGCCAUAACCUAGCUUUCUCUACCCCAUCUUACAAUCGCUGGCUUGGAAUUUUCGCAAACCUACCUAUUGGUGUGCCAAUGUCUAUCACAUUCCAAAAAUACCAUCUUGAGCAUCAUAGAUUUCAAGGUGUUGAUGGCUUGGACAUGGACAUUCCAAGCAAAGCUGAGGCCUAUAUGGUCCGAAAUGCCUUUACCAAAUCCAUUUGGGUAGUCUUACAACUCUUCUUCUAUGCUCUCCGGCCCUUAUUUCUCAAACCAAAGCCGCCUUGUUUGUGGGAAUUCACUAAUUUGACCAUCCAAGUGGCACUUGAUGCCUCUAUGGUCUACUUAUAUGGAUGGAGAUCUUUUGGUUAUUUGAUUGCUUCAACUUUCGUUGGGGGUGGGAUGCAUCCAAUGGCCGGCCACUUCAUCUCCGAGCAUUAUGUCUUCAAUCCUGAUCAAGAAACAUACUCGUACUAUGGCCCUUUGAAUCUUUUGACAUGGCAUGUUGGUUAUCACAACGAGCACCAUGACUUUCCGAGGAUUCCAGGAACAAAGCUUCAUAAGGUGAGAGAAAUUGCACCCGAGUACUAUGAAGGUCUAGAGUCAUACAAAUCUUGGAGCCAGGUUAUAUACAUGUAUAUAAUGGAUAGAACAGUGGGGCCUUUUAGCCGGAUGAAGAGAAAACCGAAGAAAUCAGAGUAGUGAUUGAUUUGUUGAUUUUUUGGUUCUGUUUUCUUGAUUAUUGAAUUGUAAUCUCUUAUUCUAGUCAUGAUUUGUUGACAUUUUUCCACACUUUUUGAGGGUUUGGCAUAUGCUGUAUCUGUAGGUCAGAGAGGAUGCUAAUGUAUUCAUUAUUUCAUUCAUACAGAGUAAUAUUUACUUGUAUUUAUUCUUUCAGCAUGAUUGCUCUGCUGGUUAUGGGCAUUUCCAAUUGAACUACUCACUUUGUUUGUAAUUAAUCACCCUUCAAGAUCACGUGAGUAAUCAAGUUUUGGGAUUGAUCGCCUGAGCCAAGGUAGAAAGGGGAAGAAGGAUCAUCUUUCCGUCGUCACCCAUUGUUGAUUAAGCAGUAGAGUAGAGAAGAUUAGAUUUUUUUUUUUAGUGUUUAAGGGUUUAGAAUCGUAGAGGCUCCAAUACCAUAUCACGAAUUAAUUUUCCGUAGUUUGUAUUACUGUAUAAGCACAUAUAUAUACAACCUUAGAGAGAUUAGGGCCUAUCACAUUGGCCCAUUAGCUAUACAUAUACAUAAGGCUUAACAUUAAUAGUCAUGUUGAUAGCGUAAGGUAAAAAUCGUUUUGGUAGUACAUGCCAAUGUUGGAUUGUUGAUGGUUUGGAAUUUGAAUUGUACAUCCAAAUAUAAAGGAUACUAACAACGUUUUGGUAGUACAUGCCAAUGUUGGAUUGUUGGUAAUGAGGCGAGUGUAAUUUUGCACAAAUAAAUUAAUGCCAAAGUCCGUGGUACCCUGCAAAUUACGCCCACGUCCAAAUAUAUUCAGUACCAAACAUAUGACCACAUAAUAAUGAGCACAUUAUUAUCCCGUAAAAAAAAAAUAAAAAAAAAUGACCACAUUAUUAUAGUUGAGAUAAUUAUAAUGACAUAUAUGAUACGGACUACUGAGUACAUCAAAUG